CGCGCGCGGGCGCGCACACACGCACACACACACAUACACACACGCGCGCACACACACACUCGCCCGCCCGCCCCUGGCGCCGCCGCCGCCCCGCCGGGGCCCCCGCCUCCAGGGACAAGUGCGGCCACCGGCGCGCCCCACGCCGCCCGCCGGAGGAGCCCCGGGCCGGCCGCACCGCCGGCGUCCCCGCGUGCGCCCCUCGGGUCCGCGCCGCUGUGGCCGGCGGAGCGCUGACGGCCCCCGGCGGACACGCACGCUGUCGGAGCCGGCCCUCCCGCCCGCUCCCGCUCCCGCUCGGCUCGCAGCCGGCCUUGCUCCCCGGCCCCGGCCCCCGCUGCCGCGGAAAGCGCGGCAACCCCCGCGCCCUCCCCGCCGGCUGCUUCGGCGUCUCCCGCGGCGGCCGGAGAGAGUUGAUCGCUAUUGUGAUCCGCCCGGGAGAGGCGAGGGGCGGGCGCAGGUGGGGAGACCGAAGAGCUGCAAGAACUGGGGUCCUCCCGAGCCAACUCCACCCAGCGAUCGCCGGCGCGGUGUCUCCUCGCCGCCGGGACGAUGGAUUAAGUUACUCCUCCCGGGGCCAGAAGUCGGUGCAGACUUGCGGAGACAUGAAGGAAAAGGCGAUGAUCAAGACCGCUAAAAUGCAGGGCAACGUGAUGGAGCUGGUGGGGAGUAAUCCUCCACAAAGAAACUGGAAGGGAAUAGCGAUUGCACUCCUUGUGAUUCUGGUCAUCUGCUCCUUGAUUGUCACCUCGGUCAUACUGCUGACACCAGCGGAAGAUAAUAGUCUGUCUCAGAAGAAGAAGGUCACAGUGGAAGAUCUCUUCAGUGAUGAUUUCAAAAUUCAUGACCCCGAGGCCAAGUGGAUAAGCGAUAAAGAAUUCAUCUACAGAGAACAGAAAGGAAAUGUGAUACUACAGAAUGUUGAAACAAAUAUUUCUACGGUGUUAAUAGAAGGCAAAAAAAUUGAAUCAUUAAGAGCCAUCCGAUAUGAAAUCUCUCCAGAUAAGGAAUAUGCUCUGUUUUCAUACAACGUGGAGCCAAUAUACCAACACUCCUACACUGGAUACUAUGUCCUGAGCAAAAUUCCUCAUGGGGACCCUCAAAGUCUGGACCCACCGGAAGUGAGCAAUGCGAAGCUUCAGUAUGCAGGGUGGGGCCCCAAAGGCCAGCAGCUGAUAUUUAUCUUUGAAAACAACAUCUACUACUGCGCACACGUCGGGAAGCAGGCCAUUCGUGUGGUGUCUACUGGGAAGGAAGGCGUGAUCUACAACGGUCUCAGUGACUGGCUGUACGAAGAGGAGAUUUUGAAGACCCACAUCGCCCACUGGUGGUCUCCGGACGGCACGAGGCUCGCCUACGCCACCAUCAACGACUCCCGCGUGCCCGUCAUGGAGCUCCCAACCUACACUGGCUCCAUCUACCCCACAGUGAAGCCCUACCACUACCCCAAGGCUGGAUGUGAAAACCCCAGCAUUUCCCUGCACGUCAUUGGCUUAAAUGGACCCACCCACGAUCUGGAGAUGAUGCCACCCGAUGAUCCACGGAUGAGGGAGUACUACAUCACCAUGGUGAAGUGGGCCACCAGCACCAAGGUCGCGGUGAACUGGCUGAGCCGGGCGCAGAACGUGUCCCUUCUCACCCUCUGCGACGCCACCACCGGGGUCUGCACAAAGAAACACGAGGACGAAAGCGAAGCCUGGCUCCACAGACAGAACGAGGAGCCGGUGUUCUCCAAGGACGGCCGGAAGUUCUUCUUCGUCAGAGCCAUCCCACAGGGGGGACAAGGGAAAUUCUAUCACAUCACCGUCUCGUCGUCCCAGCCCAACAGCAGCAACGACAACAUUCAGUCCAUCACAUCUGGAGACUGGGAUGUCACCAAGAUCCUGUCCUACGACGAGAAGCGGAACAAGAUCUACUUCCUGAGCACGGAGGACCUGCCUCGGAGGCGACAGCUCUACAGCGCCAGCACGGUGGGCAGCUUCAACAGGCAGUGCAUGUCCUGUGACCUGGUGGAGAAUUGCACCUACUUCAGCGCAUCCUUCAGCCACAGCGCGGACUUCUUCCUCCUCAAGUGCGAAGGUCCUGGAGUCCCCACGGUGACAGUGCACAACACAACGGAUAAGAAAAAAAUGUAUGACCUAGAAACAAACGAACACGUAAAGAAGGCCGUACAUGACCGACAGAUGCCAAAAGUGGAAUACAGGAAGAUCGAGGUUGACGAUUACAACCUCCCCGUUCAGAUCCUCAAGCCCGCGACCUUCACCGACACGGCGCACUACCCCUUGCUCCUGGUGGUGGACGGCACCCCCGGGGGCCAGAGUGUGGCCGAGCGGUUCCAGGUGAGCUGGGAGACGGUGAUGGUGAGCAGCCACGGGGCCGUGGUGCUCAAGUGCGACGGCCGCGGCAGCGGCUUCCAGGGGACCAAGCUCCUGCACGAGGUGGGGCGGCGGCUGGGCGCCCUGGAGGAGAAGGACCAGACGGAGGCCGUGCGGAUGAUGCUGAAGGAACAGUACAUCGAUACGGCACGUGUGGCCGUGUUUGGGAAGGACUACGGCGGGUACCUGAGCACUUACAUACUCCCAGCGAAGGGUGAAAACCAGGGUCAGCUUUUCACCUGUGGCUCGGCUCUCUCUCCAAUAACAGACUUCAAGCUCUACGCGUCUGCAUUCUCCGAGAGGUACCUGGGCCUCCACGGACUUGACAAUAGGGCAUACGAGAUGACCAAGGUGGCUCAUCGAGUGUCAGCCCUGGAAGAGCAGCAGUUUCUAAUCAUUCAUGCAACCGCUGACGAAAAAAUCCAUUUCCAGCACACGGCGGAACUCAUUACACAACUAAUUAAGGGGAAGGCUAAUUACAGCUUACAGAUCUACCCGGACGAAAGCCAUUACUUCCACAGCGCCUCCCUGCACCAGCACCUGUACCGGUCCAUCAUCAACUUCUUUGUGGAAUGCUUCCAGAUUCAGGACAAAGUCUCCGCAGCCACAGCGAAAGAGGAGGAGGAGGAGGACUGACCCGGGAGCCGGAGCCAGAGCCAGCCCUGAGCACGGCGGGGGCUCCCCCUGGAACAGUGUGCGGCCGGGACCCCGCCCCCCUCUCCCGCAGAGGCCGGGGCCGGGGCAGCAAGCGUGAUUUCCAUAGCAUGUGUCCCGAAGGCGGUUUUGCUUCAGAAACCAGCUCCUUCCCAGGCCGAGACGCGUCAUCGCCCCCCGAGGGCCCCUCCCCACCGCGCCUGGAGCGGCCACCGCAGCAGCAUCGCCUCCUCCUGGCCCCAGGGUGACCGGUGCAUCCCCCGGCCCCUCCCCAAGGAACGAAGGACGGACAGCAAUGCAGAAACCGGCCCUUAAAUCCCAGCUCUCCUGCAGUAGCGCAAAGACCCGCCCUGGCCAGCGGCCGCAUCCACAUGAGCAGUUUUCCACCCUGUCUGAUACACCCACGCCAUGGAAACGACUAUAGCACAAUUAUUUUAGCAGUACGUGUUCAUAGAUCAGCUUGCUCCUUUCUGUAAUUCGGAGAUCCGGCGUUGUCAGGGCUGAACCCGGUGUUCCCGUAGCUUCGCUAAUGGUUAACCUUAUGGAAUUAAUUCGUAUUUUUCUAUGGUUUUUACCUGGCACUGUCUCGGGUCACGGGCUGUCUCUCCUUCUUUGUGUCUCUCCUUCUUUGUGUUCUUUCUUGGCUUUGUUUGCUUUCUGUUCUUCGGUCCCCGUGUAGGCUUUGCACUUGUUUGGAUAAAGAAACACAUCAGAAGCAACUAACUGCUCUCUCCUCAAGAUUGUCUUGAGACUUUGUGCAGAAAUUUCAAAAACCUGAGGGGAACGAACAUCCAGUACUAUACUAAAAAAAAAAAAAAAAAAUCCUAAAUAAAACUUCUUUCCCACGAAGCUGCAUUGGGAUUUGGCUCAGACUCACACUAUCCACGUAUGUCUUGAAGCCUGUCCUUUUUCCCCCUGAUACCUUGUCAAGGCUUUUCAGAUGGCAUUUGGUUAAAAAAAGGUAAAAAGACUAAGGGUGGACUCCAUCCCCAGGUCUGUGCGCGUGUUCAGGGGACAGGCCAGGGAAGCGUGGGCGCGGGCAGUGGCCUCCUGCCCCGGGGACGGCUUGGUGGCCCCGCCACCAUGAGCCAGCAGCCUGUCCACGUGUCACACACCCUCCGACGGGACGAACCCCCGGUGCUCCCGGUGUCUCUUUCAUUUCGUUGUAUAUAAAGACGGGAUCGGGCCCUGGCCCUCCACCAGUUCAUUUCGCCUGCAUGCCGCCGCUCUGUGGCUGACCCGCACUCCCCACCAGUGCCAGUCGGAAAUGCAUCGAUCACUGUUGUUUCCCUCAGAGCUUGUCGACCUCCUGAACGUCAGUACUGAUCUCUCCAGCGUCCGGUCCUGCCGGGAGGUCCUUGACAUGCCGUCGGCAGAGAUUUGUCCGCGUUGCUUUUCGGUGUUUGAGGGCGUGGGUCUCGUCUCCGUGAGCUUGCAAUGUCAGUUGCAGUCAGCGCCAUUGGAGGGUCUCCGUCACCGGAUUUUUUCGGGUGAGACGUCACUUGCAAAAAGGACCGACGCGUGAGCAGCCGGACCGCUGUGAGCCGUGACCGUGCUUUCGCUGUUCUCAGCGGGCUUGACCGACUGCAAAGCCAACUAGGUCCGACAGGGGAAGCCAGCUGUGGCUGCGAGAUCUGGCAGGAGGGGAGUGAGCAUGUGGCAUACUAGCGUUUGUUCAUCCAUGGAAUAAAACAUUAUUUUACCA
Neofelis nebulosa (Clouded leopard) is the source of this 4731-nucleotide messenger RNA. RefSeq names its product dipeptidyl peptidase like 6 (gene DPP6). The transcript has 26 exons. The record is from RefSeq and is a predicted model, not a curated record. NCBI's taxonomy places the organism in Eukaryota, Metazoa, Chordata, Mammalia, Carnivora, Felidae. Gene Ontology annotation, biological process: proteolysis. Gene Ontology annotation, molecular function: dipeptidyl-peptidase activity; serine-type peptidase activity. Bases 603 to 3008 code for a protein of 801 amino acids.